Messenger RNA from Lactuca sativa (garden lettuce), 1287 nucleotides. Its product is annotated as receptor-like protein kinase HERK 1. Lineage: Eukaryota; Viridiplantae; Streptophyta; Magnoliopsida; Asterales; Asteraceae. Gene Ontology annotation, cellular component: plasma membrane; plasmodesma. Gene Ontology annotation, molecular function: ATP binding; transmembrane receptor protein tyrosine kinase activity. Gene Ontology annotation, biological process: protein autophosphorylation. The record is from RefSeq and is a predicted model, not a curated record.
CAUUCCCAUCAUUAGUUGAGUAAUAAAACAAUGGCGUCCUCCUUCAUGAUAGAGUUUGCACACCUCAGAAUUCCACUCAAAUCCAUACACAAUGCCACCAACAACUUUGCAGAAUGCAACUUCAUCGCCGAAGGUGCAUAUGGUAAAGUAUACAAAGGAGAAUUCUCACUCUCUAAGGGUCAAACCAUGGGUGCUGUAAAGCGCUGGAAUCCUUCAAACGAAGAAGGAAUUCCCGAGUUUCGAAGGGAGAUAAUGCUGCUUUCCGACAAUAGACAUGAAAAUCUCAUCACACUCUUAGGAUUCUGUGAUGAAGAGAAGGAAAGAAUCCUUGUGUAUGAGUAUGCACCUAAUAAAAGCCUCGACUUUCAUCUAGAGAACCCCAACUUCACAUGGGUUCAGCGUCUCAAGAUAUGUCUUGAGGCUGCACGUGGUCUGCAGUACCUUCACAAUCCCAAAGGAGCCCAACGAGUCGUUCAUUGUGAUAUCAAGAGUGCCAACAUCCUAUUGGACGAGAACUGGAACGCUAAAGUUUCAGAUUUUGGCUUAUCCAAAUAUGGCCCUGCAACACUAACCCGUUCGUAUCUUAUCACUCAAGCCAAAGGCACAUAUGGAUAUGCGGAUCCCGCGUUUUUGGAGACGAUGAUAUACACAAAAGAAUCGGACGUGUACUCCUUUGGCGUUGUGCUAUUUGAAGUUUUAUGCUCAAGGUUUUGCAUUGAUUUUAGUUGUGAUAAUGAACGUCGAUCGCUACUUGUAUGGGUAAAGAAGUCAUCAAAAGAUGAAAUUCGAGAUAAGGUUAUUGAUUCUAAUCUAAGGCAACAAAUGGAACAAGAUUCUUUUGAUACUUUCUUAAAACUGGCAUUCCAAUGUGUGGAAAGAGAGCCGAAACGUCGCCCAUCAAUGGAUUUGGUUGUGAGAACGCUUGAAUCUGCACUCAAAUAUCAAGAAAAAGGAAGAUUAAUUUCGAAGUUGAAAAGUGCUUCAGGUGUCCUGUCGGGCAUUGCUGUAGCCGCUGUGCUCCUAUAGGCAAGGGUCAUGCUAGGUUUUUUUAUUUUUAUAAUGUUCUACUAGUUCUAUAGAUAUCAGCUUCAAAACCAGCUAUUUUGUAACAUACUAACUCAAGUAAACGAUUGCCCCCCUCAUUUUGGGCCCAAUACAAUAUGUAUGUGGACCUGUGGCUUGUGAUAGCUUCUAUGGUUCUGUUUGUUUGUUUUGUUUGUGUUUUUGAGCAUGUGAAAUUUGUUUUAAAGGUUAAACAACCUAAAUCUAGUUUAUAUUUACAAGUUG